Molecule: messenger RNA, 2238 nt
Organism: Equus quagga
Lineage: Eukaryota; Metazoa; Chordata; Mammalia; Perissodactyla; Equidae
Gene: AGMO
Product: alkylglycerol monooxygenase
Exons: 14
Coding region: 240-1577 (445 amino acids)
Biological process (GO): lipid biosynthetic process
Cellular component (GO): endoplasmic reticulum
Molecular function (GO): oxidoreductase activity; iron ion binding
Source: RefSeq, a predicted model, not a curated record
GGAUGUGACCCACUGGGCCACCUCACUUGCUCCAGAGCCUGCAGGUGGCAUUUUGGGAAAACUAGCAGAAGCCAACAAAGGAAUCUGCUGUUGGCUGUGCUGUCUACAGAGCUUUGUUUCUAGCUGUUCUCUGACAAAGGGCUUGUUCUGUGCAGCACAUCUCGUCCUCUUUGUUCAGCCUCUGGCUUCAAACACUGAAUCACAAAUAUUCUCCAGCUGGGAAUCAGACAAGGGCAGAGAUGAAGAACCCAGAAGCCCAACAGGAUGUUUCAGUUUCCCAGGGAAUUCGCUUGAUGUUUUACAUGAUGAAGCCCAAUGAAACGUCAUUCCGAACCCUAGAAGAGGUGCCUGAUUAUGUAAAAAAGGCAACUCCAUUUUUCAUUUCCUUGAUGCUGCUUGAACUGGCUGUCAGCUGGAUUCGAAAAGGGAAGCCACCAGGUCGUGUGGAUGAUUCAUUAACAUCAAUGUCAGCCGGUAUUCUGUCUAGGCUUCCACGGCUGUUUUCCAGGAGCAUUGAGCUGACCAGCUAUGUUUAUAUCUGGGAGAACUACAGGCUCAUCGGUUUGCCGUGGGAUUCUCCAUGGACCUGGUAUUUAACUUUCUUAGCAGUUGACUUUGGAUACUACUGGUUCCAUCGCAUGGCCCAUGAGGUUAAUAUUAUGUGGGCUGGACACCAAACACACCACAGUUCUGAAGACUAUAACUUAUCCACAGCACUGAGACAAUCCGUCUUCCAAGUAUAUACUUCCUGGAUAUUCUACUCUCCCCUGGCCCUCUUCAUACCUCCUUCAGUAUAUGCUGUUCAUCUUCAGUUCAAUCUCCUCUACCAGUUUUGGAUCCACACAGAGGUCAUCGGUAACCUUGGUCCUUUGGAACUGAUUCUUAAUACUCCUAGCCAUCAUAGGGUCCAUCACGGCAGAAACCGUUAUUGCAUAGACAAAAAUUAUGCCGGCACUCUUAUUAUAUGGGAUAGAAUUUUUGGGACAUUUGAGGCAGAGAGUGAGAAAGUUGUAUAUGGUCUAACACAUCCCAUUAAUACAUUUGAACCAUUCAAGGUGCAGUUCCACUAUUUAAUUUACAUAUGGACUACAUUCUGGGCCACACCUGGAUUCUUCAAUAAGUUUUCUGUCAUAUUUAAAGGACCAGGAUGGAGUCCAGGUAAACCAAGACUUGGACUGAGUGAAGAAAUCCCAGAGGUCACAGGGAAGGAAGUUCCCUUCUCAUCACUGGCGUCUCAACUCUUAAAGAUAUAUGCAGUAGUACAGUUUGCUCUGUUGCUAGCAUUUUAUGAAGACACCUUUGCAGACAAAGCUGCACUAUCACAGGUCACUCUCCUUCUGAGGGUUUGCUUCAUUCUCCUGACCUUGACCUCCAUUGGACUACUUCUGGACCAAAGACCUAAGGCAGCUCUUGUCGAAACUCUCCGUUGCUUGGUGUUCCUAACGCUGUGGAGAUUUGGUCAUCUGAAGCCUUUCAUCCCUUCCUUGUCAUUAGCUUUUGAGAUUUUUUUUUCCAUCUGUACUGCUUUCUGGGGAGUACGAAGCAUAAAACAACUUGCCUCUGGCCCUUGGAAAUAAGUUUGUACACAAUUCUCUUACUUUAAUCAGUUAUCCACAAUGUCAAUAUAUUACUACGGCCUAUGGAAACAUAAUUAUCUUACACAAUGAUUAUAUGAACUAUUUCUUUAAUGAAAGAUAGAUAUGCUUAUUUACUCUUGCUUGCUUUCCACGUUUAUUAUUUUCUGAUAAAUUAAAUUCAGCUGCACUUACUUCGCUUUAUUUCUAGGGUUUAAAACAUAUGAUUUCAAAUAUAAUGAUGUUAUAUCCACUGGUUGCAUCUAAGCCAAUGGAUACAAGAAAAGGAAGGGAGAAAACUUAAAAACAGGGAAAAGAAUGAAGAUUUCACUUGCGCUGAUUUGACAGCAACGUUUUCUUUGCUAUUGACUAAAAUUGUGCUUAGAUAUAUAUUUGUUGUCAUAAAGUGUAUUACGUUAGUUAUCUGCCUAAGGCUGUAUUUUCCUUUGAAAACUACACAACCUAAGGAGCUACAUUACAGAAAAAGACAUCACUGAAAUGAAAAUGAAUUGAAUUUGUCAGAAUUCAUUUAUUCAACAGAUUAAUUUAUGAUACAUAUGUCUAAUAAAUUUGGCCAAUUUGUUUUAGCAGAUUGAGGAGCAAGUAGUAAUUCCGUUUUAUUUUAAAUUGCCACAACGGUGUUAAUAAAACUCUCUAAAUAAAA